AUGAUUUGUAUUGAGCAAGUUAAAUCCGAUGGGUUUUCCGCCAAAUAUAUCACUACUAAUCAUAAAAAGGCACAACAUAUUAAAUUGGAUGACAUUGUCUACUUAGGAUUUACCAAGGGCGAUUACUCACUUACAAUAUAUAAAAGGUUUAUUGUCAGCAAUUUAAUUGCUACUAGUACAGAAAAAACUAGAAUACCCAUUGAUUCAUCUAAAAAUUGGACCAUAAUAACACAAGUCCAGCAUACACAUGAUGGCAACAAGUAUCUGUCAUCACGACUAGAAAUGGUACAAUCUGAAUACUUUGUAACAUUAGAUCCUAUAUCAAAUAGUGAGAAUGAUUUGAAAUUCGCAAUUGUAGGGUAUAUUGCAAUUGAAAUGUCUAACGACGAAUUUGAUAAUAGUAUCGGCGAAAUUGAUGCUUAUGGAUUAUUUUACGCCACAUUCAAAACACAUAUUCUGAGCUCAGAUGGCGAUCAUGAAAUAAAAUUUUCAAAGACAAUAAACGACCUAAAGUCACCAUCUAUAAUUAAAGUGAUAAAACUAAAUUCCAUUAGGAACAAUUUAAACGUAGAUAGCUCAAACAAUAUCAAAUUCUCCCCCAAACAUAUAUUUGGAAAUGUUGAAUAUAUAGGUGCAAAUCAACACAUAACCAAUGAGUCAAAGAGUAUCCAUCAGAAAUGUUGUUUUUUGGAUAAUUAUGAUGAACAAGCCUGGAAUUUGACAGUGCAUAACAAUGAUAAUACGUUCGACAACGCUACAAAACACAAUACAUUUAUUAUUUCCGGAAUAUAUAUUGAGGAUUAUAAACAAGUGGUACUGAAGAGAUUAUGCCUGAGCACCAAACCUAUUAAAAAUUCUAGUUUUAUAGAGUGCUAUAAGAAAUGUAAAUCAUCGAGAGAAAUUAUUUAUUGUCCGCAAACGAGCAAUGCAAUUGAGUGUUUACGGGGGUACAUAAAACCUUUUUGUUAUAUAAAUGAUGCAUCAUCAUUAUAUAUACAAAUAAUGAAUAACAUGCAUAGACAAAAUUCGCUAUUUUUCAAAAAAUCAGAUCAGCCUGCACCCGUAAAUAAUACUGGAAACAUUGGCGAUGAAUUGAUUAAAAAGGUAAGGAAUAAACUACUUCCCAUAACUGAGGAAAACGGUGAUGUUGUAGAUUCUCAAAAAAACAGAGUGAAGGUAGGGAGUACGAAUGAUUUUACGGAUACAAAAGUGGAUAAAAUUGAAUGUGUUACUGGAGAAUGGGAGGAAUGGGGAAAUUGUAGUAGCAUUUGUUACGACAGUGAGGUAAAUGCCCAAUUGGGUGAAUUCGAACCUUUUAUCAAAAAUGAAUUGUUUGAAUACAGAAUUAGACGAAGAACCUUGUAUUUCAAAUCACAAAAUGCAGAAUGCCCUACAAUUGACAAGUCAAAAUGUGUUGGACUUAAAAAAUGUUCAGAAAUAUGUCUAUACCGAUUGAAUAAGAUGGGUGAAGCUAUUAUUUUCUUUUGGACAGAAGAGUGUGAUAAAUUGAAUUUGAAACUACCUACACAUAGCUUAAUCAAUUUAAAAUAUGCGAAACUAUUAAUUGCGGAACAUAACUCUACUGGUGAUGGUAAAGUGGUUGAGUGUAAAUUUGAGGAAAUAUGGUCAAAAUGCGAUGCACCAUGUAUUACAAAUGACACUUCUGGCGAAAAUAAACCAUUAGAAUAUAUAUUAGCGCCGAAUUGUGCAGGUCCUAAAUCUAGAAGUUGCACCAAGAAAUUAAAACAUUGUACAGGUGAAUUAGUGACUAGUGAUGCGGAUAGAUCAGAAAGUGAUAAAAAACUAAAACCCACAAUAUAUUUGGAUAGAUCUGUAUUUAAAGUGCAAGAAGGUGGCUGGGUGAACGAAAAAACAAACUCUUGCCACUGUCAGCACGAUGAAAAUGAAAUAGUUGAUGUAUCUAGUGCUGAAGAACUUUAUUUAUCAGGAACGGAUAAAUAUCUAGGUUUUCAGACUAUAGAGGGAAAUAUGAGGGAACCUAGAGGGUUUUUUAGCAAUAUAUUCCCAGAAUAUAAACAGCUAGAUGAAAUAUACCCUCACAACAUAGACAAAUCACAUACAUAUUUAAACUCAAUGGCAUCACUUCUCAAUGGCCAAUUCAUCGAAUUCCCGUCUACAAUUAAUAAGCAAGUUGCAUAUAAUAUGGAAUCCAUGGAUUUAGAAGGACUGAGAAACUAUUGUGCUACAGGUUCAGCGCAUAUUAAGCCAAUGGAUGACAGUUUUCUGAACAUACACUGUGAUGAAAUAAGAUCUAAAAUUAAACUGUAUAAAUCAAGUAAUGGCAAAUUUGUUAUAAACCAAGAGGAAUAUAACAAUAGCCGUAUUUUGUGUAAAGUGUCUUGUCUUGACAUAUAUAAGAACUGUGCCGUGAGAAUCGAUAUAUUUAAUUCCAUGAAAAUUAUAAAUCAGUGCACCAAAAACUUGAUUAACAAGGACAAAUUGGACACACUUAGUGGGAAAUGUAACUUUUCACCCGAAAAAAAUCCAAAUACUCUACUAAGAGCUAUGAUAGUCCAUCAGUCGCAAGAUUUAUGCGUCACUACCAACAUCAAUUUGACACAAACAUAUGACCCUAGUUUUUGCCAAAUAAUCUGUAAAAAGUAUUACAACAUAUGUCUAUACCAACACAAAUUAGAUCUACAUACAGAAAGGAGAAAGUGUCUAUUAGGCAAGCUAAAUGGGAGUAAACGAGGGGAAAUGAUAAAAACACUUUGUGAAUUUAGGGAUCUAAGUGAUAAUGUCAUUAGAGGUGGUGGAUUGGUUUUUUGUAAGUCAAAGCCCGUGGAUUGCAAAUACUCCGAAUGGAGUGAUUGGUCUUAUUGUAAAUACAACCUAAAGAGUAGAAGCAGGAAAAUUAUUUCCGGGGGAAAUAAUUAUGGUAAACCAUGCCUAGGAAACUAUGAAAAUUUGAACCAACAAGAGAUGUGUAAUACAUUAUUGCAAAAUAACAAGCUACAAGCGAAGAUUUUACCCAGUAUACCAAAGGAUGAAUUCAAGGCACAGCAAGCAUGGGACCUAAACUCCGAGAUCAAGAGACUUGUCAAAUUGCACUAUCAACAUGACACGAAUAUUUCAGUAGGCAAUGAGUGUAAAAUUUUUUUGGGCCAAAGGGGGGUCGACGAAUUUAGACUAAUCAUCGACAUAGGCAAAUGUUCCUGUCCACAUGGAUUCAUUCCCUGCACCUUACCACAAUCAGUCACACAGAGACAAUGGAUAGUACAGUUAAAUGAACUGUGCCAAAAGAAUCCGUUGGCAUUUAUACUGUUUAAAAAAUCCAAGUUUUUCGACGAAAAUACCACCCACACUACAACAAAUACUAGCGCUAAUGACAGUGUUUAUGAUAAAUGCAAUAUUGGUUGGACAAACAUAAGUUCGUUUCACUUUACAUGCCUGAAUAUGACUUUUGUUAGGCAUGAUUAUGAAGCUCUGAAACUUCUAUGUACGGCAAGCGGUGAUACAACCUUCAUAUCUUGCACCAGUGACAAGGAAUGGCUUGAUUUACAACGUAAGAGAAUACUAAUUUCCGCAGUGGCAUUUUUGUGCGCCGGAAUGCUGUUAGGAAUAUGCUUAGUAUCGUUCCUAGUUAUGGCUAGUAAACAAAAGCGACAAAUGUUGGCCAAUUGUAGUAAUGAAUAA
Messenger RNA from Babesia microti strain RI, 3657 nucleotides. RefSeq lists its product as hypothetical. The record is from RefSeq and is a predicted model, not a curated record. Lineage: Eukaryota; Apicomplexa; Aconoidasida; Piroplasmida; Babesiidae. The transcript is spliced from 2 exons. Bases 1 to 3657 code for a protein of 1218 amino acids.